AUGGCGUGUAGCAUGGUUCCAUCCGAACCAAAUCAGCCAAAGGCACUUUCGUUUCCAAAACGAACGUUUGGUAAGAAAGCCCCUGUUCAGAGAUCAUUCCAAGGUAGUUGGUUCGAUUCUCGUCCAUGGUUACACUACGAUGAGCCCCGCGAUCUUGCGUUCUGUCACGUGUGCAUGGUAGCUAAACGAGAUGGCAAGCUCACAUCUACUAAAGCGGACAAGGCGUUCCUUGAGUCAGGAUUCUCAAACUGGAAAGAUGCAACGGCAGGGUUCAAGAGCCACGAGAAAUCAGAAUGCCACCAGGCAGCGGUCGAGCGUGUGGUCACCUUGCCAAAAGUGACCAAGGAUGUAGGUGAAAUGCUGUCAGUGUCACAUGCAAAUGACAAAAAAGUCAACCGACAGUGUCUGUUAAAGGUCCUAUCUUCAAUCAGAUUCAUUGCCCGCCAAGGAUUAGCGUUGCGCGGUGAUGGUGACGACAGUGAAAGUAAUUAUAUACAGUUACUGAAGCUCAGAGGUGAAGAUGAUUCCAAAAUUCUAGACUGGAUAAAACGUAAAAAUGACAAGUAUACGUGUGCAGAGUCCCAAAAUGAAAUGUUGAAAAUCAUGGCGUUAUCCAUUCUGAGAGAUGUCGCACAGAACAUAAAGAAUUCUGUGUUCUACUCGAUCAUGGCAGAUGAAACCACAGACAAAUCAAACCGUGAACAAAUUGUGCUUGUGAUUAGACAUGUAAAUGAAAAUCUAGAACCACAAGAGGAAUUUAUUGGAUUAACCAAAGUGCCCUCAAUUGAUGCAGACACGUUGACCAUCGAGAAGAUGCGCAGAGAAGGCAACAAUAUUACUACAAUCGAUCAACUCGAGUUCAUCCAGAAAUCUCUAAGGGACAAGCCGUUCGUUUCAGACACAAGGACGAAUGGAAACCGGGCUAUGUGA
Molecule: messenger RNA, 930 nt
Organism: Ostrea edulis (European flat oyster)
Lineage: Eukaryota; Metazoa; Mollusca; Bivalvia; Ostreida; Ostreidae
Product: zinc finger MYM-type protein 1-like
Exons: 2
Coding region: 1-930 (309 amino acids)
Source: RefSeq, a predicted model, not a curated record